Malurus melanocephalus (red-backed fairy wren) is the source of this 4178-nucleotide messenger RNA. It is a transcript of the gene CUNH10orf88, whose product is annotated as chromosome unknown C10orf88 homolog. The transcript is spliced from 6 exons. Lineage: Eukaryota; Metazoa; Chordata; Aves; Passeriformes; Maluridae. The record is from RefSeq and is a predicted model, not a curated record. The coding region runs from base 66 to 1391 and encodes 441 amino acids.
CUCGGUGCCGCUGAGGAGCGCUCGGUGCCGCUUCCCCGCCCGGCUCUCUCCACCGGGUCUCCGCGAUGUCGAGCGGCUGCGCUGCGGCGGCGGAGGAGGAGGCGGCGGAGGAGGAGGAAGGAAGCCGGGAGCCGCGCUGUGUGUCGGCGCGGUGCUCCUGGUCCUGCGCCCCGGCGGGCGGCCUGGCCCGGGCGCUGUGCCUGCGGCGGGGCGCUGGGGACGGCGAGCCCGGCAGCGAGGCCGUGGUGGCGGAGCGGCGGGCGGGCGGCGAGGAGCCCUGCGAGCUGCGGCUGCAGUGCCGGCCCGGCGCCGAGAUGGUGUCGGUGGGGAUCGUGAGCCAGGCCCGGAACAUGGAGGUGUACGUGGGCGAGGAGUACUGCGGCACCGGCCGGGGACAGAGCCGCGGCGCACGGCCGGCCCCGGGUGAAACUGAAGAGGUUACUUUAUACCACAAGUACCUUAAGUUUGARUGCCCUGCAUCCUCCUGUAGAAUUAAGCUGCUCUCCUUUGGUGAGAAACAAAGAGUACUCAUCAGUAAAAUAAUUAUAGAAGUGAAAGCAGUGUCUGCAAAACUAGCAACUGAUUUUCCUUCACUAGGCUCGAGCAUAGAUCUAGACAGAGUGCAAACUAUUAUGRAAUCCAUGGGAUCUAAAUUGUCUCCAGGUGCUCAGCAGCUCAUGGACAUGGUCCGGUGUCAGCAGAAAAACAGUUUGCCUCUUGCAGACAAACUCAGUUGGAUCUUGGGGAAAAAUUCUGAUUUUGGAGGUGACCGUGCAGUAGAUGGAUUACGCAGUGCAGCUCUUCAGUCAUCACUGAGUCCAUCAGCUGGUGAACCUUUGCCUGUUAAAAAUCACUUAACAAGUGAAGCAGUGUAUAAAGACUUAAAAAUAACUCGUGAUCUGAACUCAGAGCUACCUGAAAGAGAGAAUACUCUGGGUUCUGAAAGACUUCCUACCCAGCAAAAUGCAGCUGGCCUCAGGAAUGAUUUGAAAGUUGUGGGAUCUUUGCAAGUGCAGGAACAAGCAGGUGAAAUUCCAAAYGUACCCAACCCACAGGUGCUUCUCCCUUUUCUUCAAAACUUGUGCACUCAGGUGAAUCACCUUCGGCUCAAGGAUGGUGGGAAAAGUGCAGUGGCUAAAGAGGAAAGUGUUCAGAGUGUUGGAGUAGAACAGCAGCCUAUUUGCUCCUAUUUGGAAAAGAUAAUUUCAAAAAAUCUGGAUCUUAUGGAGAAGAAACUAAUGGACUAUAUUGACUGCCAAAUCCAAGCUCUUCAGACACACAUAGACAAUAAAAUGCUUCUCCUGAUKGACUUGGUUCAGAACUCGAAACAAAACAAAAUUUGCCAAGCACACUAUGAUUCUAAUGAGGGGUUUUCUAAUGGAGAGAGAUGAAUGCAGAGGUAGGAUUUCAAUGUAAAUACUUUAAGGGGAAUUACACUUUAAAAAGCUUAGUAUUUAUGCAGUAAAAAUGUAAAGAACCUCAGUAUUGUUAACUUGCAUUUUGUUACUGUAAUACUAUCCACUGUUGUAAAAAGUUGUUAGUUUUAUGAAAGAUCUUAAGAAUAUGUKUUUUUUCCUAAAUAUAAGAGUUUUGUAUGCCCUUUGUAGCUUAUUUAUUUAAAGAGCAUCACUAGAAGCUGUAUGAACAGUUCCCAGUUCCACUUGGAACAAUGGAGUACUCUAAAUAAACUUGAGUGACUGCCUAUCUUUUUACCUGCAUGUAAUCAGUUCACCUUUUUUUGGUUGUAUUAGUUUUUUAUGUGAAAUGUGUUAACAGUAGAAUAGAAUGCAGUUUGUGCUUUUGCUUUAUUUUAGUGGCACUCCUGUUGAAGACAUUCUUUGUUCCAUCUCUGAGAGGAAGGUUGGAUUGUCAUUGCCUAAUUUAGACAGUUUAUGGAGUUGUCUUUAGAGAGCUGGGGGAAUGUGAACCCUGCCUGGACUCUUUGAAAGCCUUGUUGGCUGUACAAGAACCUGAAUUAGGAAUCCAAGCUCCUUAAGUGAGGAGGACCUAAAAUAAGACUGCCAUAUCUUUUUUUUUUUCCUCUUAAACUUACCUGAGUGUGCAGGAACAACUGAAAUGAAUGCAUACUCAGCAGACCKUAUCCAUCUUUCAGUAUCCUAAGAAAUGCAAGUACUUCAUUUGUGGUCCCUCUCAAGCAGAUGUCAUUCCCAGAUAGGAUGUGCUGGGGUAGCUCCAGAAGAGCAGAGAAGUUUCCUUACUGCUUCACACUUCCUUUAACMCUUUGGGAUCAGUUCUGCUGGCAUUUGGAGAGGUAGGAAUGUGACCCAAAGUUCCUCUUCUAUGAAAACUCAAAUUUCAGGCUUCAUUCUGUUUGCUGCUCUUGGAUUCUGGAGUGCACCAUUAAAAUGAACMGUGUAGGGACUUGAUGGUAAAUCCCUCAGAUGGGUGCACAGACAUUUUUGGCAAGAGCUAUUGAUGGGGAAAAAAGUGUUGGCUCAGAAACAGCAUAGGCAUGUAUAAUCCAAUAUCUUUAUUUAGUCUGCUUAAUAUUUUGUUCUCCAGGAAAACUGAUGCCUUUUGAAGACUGUCAUAGCCUGAUGUAGUAACCCACAGGAGCAGAUUUGGAAGAGAGGAUAAUUUGCUUUGAAAAGACAUCUUACAGUUGUCCCUCAGCUUAGCUCACUCCUGGCAAGGUGCAGUUUCAAACUGAUUCAAAAAGAYUAGAGGGUUUUUAUCUCUUUUAAGAAACAAGGACCUUAAAUUAUCCUGUACUUCAUACCUUUAAAGGUUUAAAGAUUAUCUUGAGGUAGAUACACGCUCUUUUUCAACUCAAUGACUUAAGAUAGAAUACUAAGUUGAGAGGUUUUYGGUUUUGAUGAGUUUUUUAAUUGCAAAGGAAGUUGAAAUGUGUUUCUGAGUGUUGUUGCGUUCAAAUGCUGUUAAUUUAUUGAUUUUUUUAAUUUUUAGUUUUUUCCUCUUUCAGUGACAAAUCUGAACAGGAAUUGUCACUAAUUAAAAAUCUUCUGAAGUAGUUAAAAGGASCUGUAGCUGUAUCGUGCUUGGUGUUUGUGAUGUUUUAGUAUCACAGCUACCACAAUGAGAAUGUUUGAAAUUAAAACCACAAAAGCCAGAGUGUAGAAGUUGUAUUGUUGCAGGUUUGGUGUUUUUUCAGCUUCUGCUUCAAUGAAGGAUUCUGUAUAGAGACAAAAAUAGUGUUUAAAAUUUAGAGUAAAACAUUUUCUAGAUAUUUGCAUUUGAUUACCCACAGAGUGCACAUUCUGAAUAUGUAGUACUGAAGAUUUGUAAAAAUUGGUAAUAAAACAAUCCUGCAGAACAUCAUGAUGUUAAAUUCUUYGGUAUUGCUGCAGCCAAGUUACUGCCAAGCAGUGCUGUCACUAUCAGAGAGAUUUGAGGCAUUUGCUGAAGAAAAGCUGGGCAAAAAAASCAACUUGUGGUUCUAACCCUGUGCCUUCCAGUGGUUUCCUAUCUGCUCCUCAGUAAAACUCAUUCUGUGCUUUAUAACACCCUGAGUGUGAUCUAUUUGCAUUUGCAUCCUUUUCACAUUACACACCCACUUCACUCAUACGGAUGCCAAAUGUUUUGCUAUUGGAAUAAAUGGGACCAUACCUAAAAUGUUGCUGGAGUUCAGAAAGGUUAAUAAUUAAAAAAAAGAAAAGCCAAGAAAAAAAGAAAAUAUUCUUACUACUCUUAAGAGCAAGAUUAAUUUUAAAUAUUUCUUAGAUCUGGUACCUGAAAGCAAGUGGCCCAAUAUGCAUUUGUCAGGUGGAGUUUUGGGCUCCAUGAAAGUGACAACUGAGCAUAGUGGGAGUAAUAAUGCAAUAUUUUAAAAAUAACUUUUCCAUACUUYGUAGUUUCUCUUUGCUCUUGGUACUUGACCACUGUAGAUCAGACUGCAAACGCCACUAAAGCUUGAUUGUCUUACAAACACCCUUUCAGCUCUCAUUUGAAGGCAUGGUGCUUUUGGUUUCUGCUCCCAAAACUCAAUUCCUGCUCUCCUGGGUACUGCAUGCAGGGGGAGGAUUUAACCUGGAAUAACUCAGCUGUGUUUAUUAUCUGCAGUACCAACAACUAAAAACAGUGAAGUGCACACAUAUAUAUGUUUAUUUUUAAUUUUUUUAUYACUCUUACCUGAGUGCUCAGCAGCCCUGAGAUCUCUUUUCAGGCGGAUGGGGCCCWCUACAGUGUUGGUUUUCCAU